Rubroshorea leprosula is the source of this 1410-nucleotide messenger RNA. NCBI's taxonomy places the organism in Eukaryota, Viridiplantae, Streptophyta, Magnoliopsida, Malvales, Dipterocarpaceae. The record is from the annotation of a GenBank genome assembly.
UUUCUGAUCAGGAGCCUCCAUGUAAAUGGAAUCGAGAUACCUGGUACUUGCUAGAGGCAUCUAGAGACAAUUGUUUAUUGCUUCGCCUAAAAGCAAUUGAAAUUUUCUCAUUUGAAGGUGAUGAAGAUUGUAUGAAAAUGGUGGAGUAUUUUCUGAAAAGUGCAAGAGUUCUAGAGAACUUGACAAUUCAUAUUAGUGCAGAAAAUGAAAAACGAUUGAAGAUCACCAAAGAGUUAAUGAUAUUGCUGAGAGUCUCAGAAAAAUGCCAAGUCAUGAUUGUCUAGGUUCUCCAUCAUUCUUUUGCUGGCUUCAGUUUGAAUUCUCAUUUAUAAGACUUACCUAUAUAUUACCUCCUAUUCUCAGCACCUUCAGAUCAGCCUUGUCCUCUAGUGAAAUCCUGUUUAUUAUCUGGGAAAGUGGUUGCAAAUUAGUUAAGGAAGUGGCAACAAUCCUUUAUGUGUUGGGCAAACAGACGGCAAAAUGAAGUUCACUAGGGUGGGUUGGAAUUCCAUACUCCGAAAUCAGGAGGUUUGGGAGUAUGAUUGUCUAGUUUCUCCAUCUAUCUUUUGUUGGUCUAAGUCUAACAUAAUGUUACUCUACAUUUGAUUUACUUUUUUGCCAUCUCGCAUUUCUCUAACAUAAUGGCAAAAGAGUUUUGUAUUUGUUCCAUCUCGUUUGAAAAAAAGAAUUGUAAUUUUUUCAUUUGAAGGCAAUGUAAAUCAAGUGGAGAUGGUCAAGUAUUUUCUGAAAGGUGCAAGAGGUCUAGAGAGCAUGAAAAUUCAUACUGGGAAAAACUGUGAAGAAAAAUCUGAGAUCACUAAAGAGUUGCUGGUGUUACCAAGAGUCUUACAGGAAUUUAGUGUUGUUAUUGUCUAGUUUUCUCCAUAUUUCUCUUUUGUUGAAUCUUCUUUUUUUGUUUCUGUUAAUUCCAGUUCUUUUGUAAGACAUGCCAUCAUUUGUUUCUCCAUGUAUGCCUGUGGAUUGUCUUAGCAGUAACACUUUUUUUUCUUUCUACUCCAUGCUUCUUAUACCAAUAAUGUGGAUGAGAUCUCCUAUUCAAGACUACCUUACUUUAAAACAAUAUAAGUAAUUUAAGGUGAGAUGCUCUUGUCCAUAAAUAUCUUGUGCAUUGUGUCUUGAAAGGUUGGACAGAAUUGCUGCUUUUGGAAGGGACUUAAGAGUUGAAGUUCGUGGUACCAGUUGCCGAAGGAAGGUGGGGUGAAAUUGAGCUCUGAUGACUUGCUGCUGGUACUAAAAACAUUCUGAAGGCAAGUGCAGGUGGUCUAAGGAGUUGGAAAUGCAGUGGCUGCUAUGAUCUUAACAAUACUGUUCAUGUUAGGAGUCUGGGUGGAUGAUGCAGUCAUUUGAGUAAUUUCUUAUAUAUUUAAGUUAUAAAUUUGAAAUAUAACA